AUGCUUCUACAGGACCCACCAGAAGACGAAGUUGUUACUUUGUGUGGGCAUGUUUUUUGCUAUCAGUGUGUAUCAGAUCAUUUAACAGGAGAUGACAAUAUGUGUCCUGCACCUGACUGCAGAGAACAACUUAUUCCUGAUGUUGUACUUUCCAAAGCUACCUUACGGAGUUGUAUUUCUGACGGUCAUGAUAAUAAUCCCUUGUCUUCUUCUGCAUUUUCUGAGAAAUCUGUAAUUCUGCAGAAUGAGUAUAAUUCUUCUAAAAUCAGAGCUGCUAUUGAGAUUCUUCUGUCACACUGUAAAUCGAAGGGUCCUAGUCCAGAACCACAAAAUUUGGAUCCAUGUAAUGGAAAUUCUUUGUCUUUGGGAAAGGUGUGCCCAGAACCACAAAUUAAAGGACCAAUAAAAGCUAUAGUUUUCUCCCAGUGGACUGGCAUGUUGGACUUGGUUGAAAUUUCAUUGAACCGGUCUUGUAUGCAAUAUAGGAGGCUUGAUGGAACAAUGAGUCUUGCUGCAAGAGACAGGGCUGUGAAAGAAUUCAACACUGAUCCUGAGGGUUCUGCUUUGCUUGCAGCUACCCUCAAGAUAGUCGGUGAGGAAGUAGGACAGUUGACAAAGGUUGCAUUAAUGAUGCUGCAUCUGAUGAUGAGGGCUAAGGGCAAUCUGUAUUGCGAUUACUGCAAUAAGCCAAGACAUAGAAAAGGACUUUUUGGAGGCUUCAUGGUGACUGUUAUGCUGAUGUCACUAAAAGCUGGAAAUCUCGGUCUAAACAUGGUGGCUGCCUGUCAAGUAAUCCUUUUGGAUCUUUGGUGGAAUCCAACUACUGAAGAUCAGGCUGUUGACCGAGCUCAUAGAAUCGGACAGACUCGUCCUGUUACUGUAUCACGGCUCACUAUUAAGAACACAGUUGAAGAUCGGAUUUUAGCUCUCCAGGUAUGUAUCUUUUAUUAA
This is a messenger RNA of Ilex paraguariensis (yerba mate), 951 nucleotides long. Lineage: Eukaryota; Viridiplantae; Streptophyta; Magnoliopsida; Aquifoliales; Aquifoliaceae. The record is from the annotation of a GenBank genome assembly.